Molecule: messenger RNA, 1662 nt
Organism: Cladophialophora bantiana CBS 173.52
Lineage: Eukaryota; Fungi; Ascomycota; Eurotiomycetes; Chaetothyriales; Herpotrichiellaceae
Exons: 2
Coding region: 1-1662 (553 amino acids)
Source: RefSeq, a predicted model, not a curated record
AUGGCUCUGUUCUCCCUGUUCUCCCUGAUCUUGCUGUGCUUGCUUCAACCUAGCUCGGGGGCCUCGAUUCCCGCGACGCCAAAAGCAAUUGUUUGCGCGGCCGAUUCACGUCAUUUCAUAAGCAAUGACAGCGACAGCAAUAUCUGGCCAUGGCAAGCCUAUCGAUCUUCCAGUGCGCAACCGCCCGUACUCCAGACGGACAGGACUGGGGAAGCAUUGUUUAACGGUCUGUUGUUCUUCGAUGUGGCCCCCGGCGCCGCCAUCACAGCCGCCAAGCAAAUAUCACCGUAUGUAAUGACCGAUACUGGAGAUCUAGUUUGGAGUGGACCCACAGGACCAUCCUACAACGUCCGCGUGCAAGAGUACAACGGAGCUCCCGUCUUGACUCACUUCUCUGGCGAAGGCACGGCUGGCGCCUCAGCUGUCGUUGGGCAUGGCUAUGGCGGCGUCAUUGUACGGGACACGAGCUACAAUGUCAUCGCUAGGGUUUGCCCGAAGCUCAACCAUUUCACGAUGGAAACGGGUGUCACUGCAGAAUGCCAUGCCGACUUGCACGAGUCUUUCAUCACGCCGCGAAACACUAUGCUAGUCACGGCAUACAACACUACCCGUGCCGACUUGACCAGCGUAGGAGGACCCAAGGACGGCUGGAUCCUGGACUCUAUGGCGGUCGAGCUGAACAUUACCACUGGGGAAGUACUUUUCCUGUGGAGUCCACUUGCCCAUUUGCCGCUUAAUAAGAGUCAUUUUUCCCUGGCCGGGAUCGGUGCCGGGCAAGGUCAUAAUCAAAGUGUACCUUGGGAUUUCUUCCAUAUCAACGCGAUUGAACUUGUCGGGGAAAACUACUUGAUCAACAGUCGCCAUUAUUGGAGCACUUUCCUUGUCAACCCGCAAGGGAAGAUCCUGUGGGAGAUUAACGGUUUGGACGGAGGGGAUUUCGGAAAGUUGCCAGAAGGGGCAGCGUUUUCGUGGCAACACUUUGCCCGUGUCCAGUCGAUCAACUCGACCCAAGCCGUGAUCUCGUGGUUCGGAAACAACAACUACCUCCCUGAUCUCGGCGACAUGAAGCCCACCACGGGCGUGACAUUACAGCUUACUCUGCCACCGGAUCCAUCGUCACCUCCAGUCCUCAUCACCAAUUUGACCGACCCUGCACUACGUGUCGAUGCGUGGUCCCAAGGCUCCUUCCUGCAUCUGCCCAACGGCAACAUGUUCAUGGGAUAUGGCUCGGACCCGGUCAUGGUGGAGUACGGCCCGCCCGAGAAAGGUGCGACGGUGGCCAAUGCUCGCUGGAGCGCGACCUUUGGCUACGGCGACCUGGUCUCGAGUUAUCGAUCCUACAAGCAGGUGUGGCACGCCACCCCUGCGACGAAUCCGGACCUCAUCGUCCUCGAGGCCGAGGCCAAUGACCAACUCCACUGCGCCGGGAAUUCCACUUACAGGGGAUAUGUCAGCUGGAACGGCGCAACCGACGUGACGGCGUGGAUGGUGUAUGCGGGCGCGACCAACAACUCGUUGAACGCGGUCGGUCGAGCGAUGAAAUUUGGCUUCGAGACCGAGUUUGCCGUUCCUAACGACGCCAUGUUUGUGCAAGUGGGCGCGAUCGAAAAUACUGGUAACACCGUAGUGCGAAAGUCACGGGUCGUGGCUGCGGGCAAAUAG